AUGAACGGACCCCCGUACCGCUGCACUUUCUGCGGAAGGUGCUUUUCCCGUCAGGACGUAUUGAACCGCCAUCUCAGGGUUCACUCAGAUCCAGCUAGUUCAGACGCUGCAGAAGCAAGCGGUCAUACCGAGACCAGAGCUCAGGGGACACAACAGACCUUGAUUGGACCGACGGACUGGCCUUUAGCGUCGGAUCAUGAUGCAUCUUCGGUGCAGUUUCCGGACAGUCGCUAUCUGCCGUUGUGUGAGAGCCCAAUGGGUGAUACUCGGCCAAUACCCGCCGACCUCGCCCCCGGGUUGCUGUGGCCUGACUCGGAAGGAUUGCUCGAAAACAUCAUGUCCGUCGAUCCUUCCGUCUGGCAGCAACCACUUGCCUUGGCGCCAUCGACGUUGGGCCUCGAGGAUGCACCGGAGGAGUUUGCGGGAAAUAGGAACCAUCAGUCGUCCUGUGGCAAUACAAUUGCCGACGACGGGAGGCAUGCAGUGCAGUCACUCAGCAGUCUGCUCAGUGAUACAGUCUCGACCGUCACCGCGCCCGCAAGUCUGACCGGUUUGACAUCGCGCUUCUUGGAUGGCAGCCUGCAUAUGUUCUUCGAGAAGAUUAUCCCCAUGUUCCCUAUCUUCCAUCGUCCAACCUUCGUUUUCCGAGACUGUGCUCCCCCGCUUCUCCUAAAUGCCAUUGCACUCGGAGCUCUAUUCCUCGGUAGCGCGGAUGCCGUCGCCAAGGCUGAAGUACUUUGGCGCUUGUCACAUACUGCUGUAGCAACUUCAUGGCAUACUAUGAUUACUUGGCGACGCACGUCAGACUCCUGCGCAGGCGUCGAGCUAGUGCAGACAGUUUUGCUCAGCCAGAUUUACGCCGCUAUGUCCAAAAACAGGACCUUCCGCACCACAAGCCAGGUCUUUCAUGGCUUGGGUAUACAUUGGGCUAGUCAUUGUGGAAUGUACGACGCGGCAAACAUGGUGACUUUGCCAAUGCCAACCGACAGUCAAAGUGUAAAAUGUAAAGCAUGGUAUCGAUGGAUCGCACAAGAGACGAUGCUACGAACGCUUCUUGGACUCUAUAUCGUAGACGGAGUGGUCUCACAGUUUAGCGGCAAUCCAACCUUUGCUCGACACACGGCAAACCCUCUUGCGCUGCCAAGUUGUGAUGCAGUAUUCAAUGCCUCAUCGGCUGACGACUGGAUCCAUCUGAUGCAGAAAUAUCCCGCUACACCAAUCAGGUUCUGUGAUAUCUACAACGACCUUUUUCAAGAAACCCAAGCUAGCUCGAGCAGACCUUUGCUCUACGAUGUCUCCCUGUUUCACCAUAAGGUCGUCCUUGAGGGCAUCAGAUGUUUGGUCACUGAAAUGAACGGGACAAAUCCCCCUCCCGUCGGUGUGCCGUCGAGGCAAGAUCUGAUGUCUGCCCUGCGAGAGCUGCGCCAACAUAUCCUUAACAGUAAACGCCUCACGCCCACUGAUCGGCUCACUGCGCUGCUUCAGUGGCACUCCAUUUGCCUUGAUACAGUAGUCAGCACCGCACGUGGAACUAGACGGAUGUGCCAUUUGUUCGGUAUAGGGCAGAGUAUAUUUGGCGGCAGCCAACGCGAGGAGGGCCAGAUCAACCCAACUCGUUGGGCGCAGAGCGCCGCUGGGCGAGCGACAUUGCUGCACGCGAUCAACAUACAGACCAUUGCGGCCCAGUUACCCCUUGGUAUGGCAUAUGAUAUCAACAUCCCAGGUGCCGUUUUCGCAGCUGCGACGACAUACUCGUCGUUCACCCUCGCAGGGGUGUCGAAGAUUGUUUAUCCAGCCGCGAUAGACUGGGACACGGUUCUAACGACGUUUCCGCUGGACGUGAGGAGACCGACAGGCAGUGAGAGCACCAUGCAGUGUACGCUAAACUUUGUUACUGGGUAUUUGGAUCCGACAGAGAUGCCGAGGGAUAAAUACGUGGUUCGGGACUUAUCAUACGAUCUGACUGCCAUGCGGACCCUACUUCGAGGCUUAUCCUUGCAGUGGGGAGUCGCGGUCGAGAUGGAGGGGGUUGUUAGUGCGUACAUCGAGCGGUGCGAGCUGUAG
Aspergillus nidulans FGSC A4 is the source of this 2064-nucleotide messenger RNA. RefSeq names its product C2H2 finger domain transcription factor. Gene Ontology annotation, biological process: regulation of transcription by RNA polymerase II; DNA-templated transcription. The coding region runs from base 1 to 2064 and encodes 687 amino acids. Gene Ontology annotation, molecular function: DNA binding; zinc ion binding; RNA polymerase II cis-regulatory region sequence-specific DNA binding. Lineage: Eukaryota; Fungi; Ascomycota; Eurotiomycetes; Eurotiales; Aspergillaceae. The transcript is spliced from 5 exons. The record is from RefSeq and is a predicted model, not a curated record. Gene Ontology annotation, cellular component: nucleus.